GAGUGAGGGUGUGAGGGAGGGAGUGAGGGUGUGAGUGAGUGUGAGGGAAGGACAUGUUGCCUGCUGCUCAGGCUCUCAGGCUGAUCUCAUUACUUCAGGAAGCCAUUGAAGAAUGCACGAAGGAAGAACAGAAAGUGGAAGAAAAGCUGAAAUGUUACCGGCAGCUUUUGAAUCCCUGGAAGCUCAGUGCUCUGGAGAGGCCAGCAGAGGACAAAACCACAACCGACCACACAGGUUCAGACAUUGCUGAGCCUGGCCCAACUGCUGGAGAACUGCAGGAGCUGGAGUUGCUGAACAAAGCCCUGACCAAAGCCCUGAGGAUCAGAAAGGCCCACUGCACAGCAGCCGAGGAACAGCCACUCCGGACGCUUGCCACCCAGGAUAGCCCCGCCCUGACCAAGGACCCGAGUGCCAGCGUCAAGCAGGAGACAUCCCCGCCAUCCAACUCCAAAACAAAGGCUUUAUCCUGUGAUGCACGAGUGGGGGCAGGCAGUGCAGCAACUGGCUCUGCUACUGGUGAACUUCCAGCAUUGGGAUCAAGAGAGAAUCAUCCAGCAAGCGGUAGACCGCCAUUGAAAGCUGGCCAAAUGGCAUCCAGAAAGACCAUGCCUGCCACUGUGAGGGCUCCAUAUAAAACUCAGCCUGACAUCAAGAAGAGCUGGGCAACAGGAGCGUCUGGGCGGUCGGUGAAAGCAAGCUGCAGGAGCACAGCCCCAUCCAGGAGCACAGAGUUCAAAGAGGACUCCGUCUGCGUGGGCAAGUCUGGGGGGCAGCACCGUCCCAGCUCUGGGAAGAGGGCUCCGGGUAGGUCUGUGCCUCUCGGAUGGUCCGGAAUCCGGGCGCCCGCGGAGGAUAAGAUGCUUCACAGCUCAGCGUCCGCCGCCGUUGACCAGCCGCGCAUUGGGCGUGAGGUCACUGCCCACGGGGGCACCUCACUGGGUACCGGCCGGGCGAAGAAGCAGCCGGAGGUGUUCUCAUUGCAGGGAGCUGGGUCAAAGUUAAAGCUUCCCAUGGAGUGGAGAAAGCAGAGGGUGAGAAACACACGCCUGUGGAAGAAAGUAUCGGCCAUUCAGACCGGAGACAGCUCAGAGACAACAUGCUUCAUACAGAGGCUUCAGUCAACGUUCCAAUCCGAGCUUCCCACUGUGAGUCGUGCCGAGAUCAAAGACAGAUUGGAAGACAUCUGUGACGUUGGUGUGAGAGUGGAUGAGUGUGUGCGUGCGGACCUCCUGCUGCUCACCUCAGGUCUAACAACUUGGCAGCAGGAAUAUAAGCAUCUCCAAACCCUGACCAGUUGUCAGGAAACUGUAUCGAGCCUCCUUCACCAGAUUCAGCAGUUGCGGGAUGCUGAGGCAAAAUGGAGAAUGAUGUGGAGCCAUUCGGGGCCCAGGUUAAGGCGCUGCCCACGCAGUAGGACUUCUGAGACACCUCUUCUCAUCUACUCCAGCCUGCAGGAGCUGAAAGAAAUGGAGACUCUCAAGCACCAAGUGAAAACUCUCCAAAGACAGAUCCAGAUCCAAAGGGUUAUGGCUGAGGAAUUGCUUCCAAUCUUGUUCUCUUUGGAGCUGCAGGAAGACACCUCAUCCUUGUAUCUCCUCUAUCGAGCUAUGUAUUGCCAGCUCUGCGAAGGAGGGCAACAAUUCCCUACUCUCGUGGUGGAUAACAUUCCCGAUUGAGUGGCUGGGAAACUAACUGAUUCAGUGGACAGGAAGUAGAAUGAGAUGCGAUUCAAAAAGUUGGACUCCAGGAACAAAAUUUGCAUUUCACUCAAUAGACUGCACAGGAUUCUAGCCUUUCAUAGACUUGUAUAAAGAAUCACUUGUUCUGUGCUGUUUGUACACAGCUCUGCCUCUGUUUUCAUUUGAUAUCAAUUGAGAUUCGAAAAGAAAAUGCAAUUUGUUCCUUUAAAUCUUUGGGUGCCUUAGGACAGCAGAUCCGACAGCCAUCUGGAGAGACUUCAGAGCCACACUGGACCCAGCAAUAUAUCCAGGACCCGUACGACAUGUGCUUAAGGUGACAAGUCAAAUUAACAGCUCUCUCUUGAAGAAUGGUCAGCUCGACUCAGUUUGAAGCACCAUGACGCCCACCUGAACAGGCAGACGGAGCCUCAAUUUAACGUCUCAUGUGAAGCACGGCACCUCCGACCAUGCAAUAAACCCCCAGCACUGCAUUGGAGUGUCAGCUUAGUACGUUAUUAUUUUGGAUUAGACUUUAAACGGAUACUGUCUGCUUGUUACUCGCUGUUAAAUAUUGUGUGCCCAUAAUUAUUGCAUGGUCUCACUGACUCAGUGCCUGCAUUUGCAGUUUGUAGAGUUAGAACUCAAAAUCAAUACACGUGUUGUGAGCAAUGACGCGAUCAACACUCUGGCAUA
Molecule: messenger RNA, 2372 nt
Organism: Callorhinchus milii (elephant shark)
Lineage: Eukaryota; Metazoa; Chordata; Chondrichthyes; Chimaeriformes; Callorhinchidae
Gene: tedc2
Product: tubulin epsilon and delta complex 2
Exons: 10
Coding region: 54-1676 (540 amino acids)
Source: RefSeq, a predicted model, not a curated record